Molecule: messenger RNA, 1443 nt
Organism: Neospora caninum
Lineage: Eukaryota; Apicomplexa; Conoidasida; Eucoccidiorida; Sarcocystidae
Product: putative seryl-tRNA synthetase
Exons: 1
Coding region: 1-1443 (480 amino acids)
Biological process (GO): seryl-tRNA aminoacylation
Cellular component (GO): cytosol
Molecular function (GO): ATP binding; serine-tRNA ligase activity; tRNA binding
Source: RefSeq, a predicted model, not a curated record
AUGACGAUCGACGUGAAUCUCUUGCGCGCGGAGAAAGGCGGAGACCCCGGGUUGGUGCGCGACAGCGAAGUCCGCCGAGGCCGCUCUGGAGAAGUCGUCGACCAGGCGGUCGAGGUUGACAGGAAGUGGCGAGAGAAUUUGUUUCAGUUGGAGCAGUUGAAGAAAGAACUGAACGCAGUCAACAAGGAGAUCGGUCAGCGGAAAAAGAAGGACGCGAAAGAUCCGUGUCAAGACUUGCUGACGCAGGCCGCCGAGCUGAAGCAGCGCCUGCCGACGAUCGAAGCGGCUGCGACGCAGGCCGAGGAAAAGCGCGAGAGUUUGCUCCACAAAAUCGGGAACAUUGUCCACAAAUCGGUCCCGGUGUCGAACGACGAAGCGAACAACCAGGUUGUGCGGACCUGGGGCACGUUCGACCGGAGCAUCAAGAUUGACGGCACUCCAGGCCGGAUGCACCAUCACCAGAUUCUCGCACGUCUGGGUGGUGUGGACUUCAAAAAGGGAGUCGAGGCAGCCGGGCACAGAGGGUACUUCCUCAAAGGCGCGGGCAUGUUGUUGAACGUCGCUCUUGCUCAGUACGGUCUCGCUUUCCUUCUGCGAAAAGGCUACACUCCAGUUCAGCCGCCGUUCUUCAUGCGGAAGGAAGUCAUGGCGCGCGCGGCGGAACUGAAGGAUUUCGAGGAAACCCUCUACCGCAUCCCGCACGCCCAAGCGGCGGCGGGCGCUCCGGCGGACAAGGCUGGAGCCGAGAAGAAGAACGAAAAGGACGCUGACCGGGACGACUUGUUCCUCAUCGCCACUUCCGAGCAGCCGCUCUGCAGCCUGCACAUGGGCGAGACGCUCGAGGAGAAGGAACUCCCCAUCCGCUACGCGGGGUACAGCUCGUGUUUCCGCAAGGAGGCGGGCUCUCACGGCAAGGACUGCUGGGGAAUUUUCCGCAUUCACCAGUUCGAGAAAGUCGAGCAGUUCUGCAUCACGACGCCGGAGGAAUCCUGGAAAAUGCACGAAGACAUGAUCGGCGCUGCCGAGGAGUUCUACCAGUCUCUCGAACUUCCAUACAGGGUCGUCUCGAUCGUCUCCGGCGCCCUCAACGACGCAGCCGCGAAAAAGUACGACUUGGAGGCCUGGUUCCCCGGCUACGAAGACUACAGAGAACUUGUUUCCUGCUCGAACUGCACGGACUACCAGUCGCGAGCGCUGGACAUCCGCCUCGCCCACAAAGCCAGCACGGCGAAGGGUGCGGACAAGAACGAAAAGGGACAUGUCCACAUGCUCAACGGUACGCUCGUCGCCACGCAAAGGUGUCUGUGCUGCAUCCUGGAAAACUACCAAACGCCUCUCGGAGUCAAAGUGCCGCGCGUCCUCGUUCCGUACAUGGGCGGCGCCGAGUUCCUCCCCUUCGUUGAGGGCGCUGGCGAGGAGUCUGUCAAGAAGGAGAGCGCGUAA